AAUAUAAUCAAUGAAUUCCUAUGUCAUAACGCGCAUGCGAUAUUUUACGAGAUUUACUAUUAAGCAAACCGAAAUUGUCGUCCAUUAUUGUGAUCUUUUGAUUUGAGUGUUUGAGUAUUCCUUGUUUUUUGGUGUUUAGUGUUAUUUGAAUUUAGGUAAUAAGUGUUUACACACCAUGACUUGGGGAUUUGUUACUUGCGGACCGAACGAGGCACUUGUCAUUUCAGGAUGUUGUUACAGCAAACCGCUAUUGGUGCCCGGAGGACGAGCUUUUGUAUGGCCUUCCAUACAAAAAAUUCAAAGGAUAUCCUUGAAUACGAUGACACUUAUUGUAGACAGUCCCACAGUAUAUACAAGUCAAGGUGUCCCUAUAUCAGUAACAGGAAUUGCACAGGUAAAAAUACAAGGACAAAACGAAGAAAUGCUCCUGGCAGCGUGUGAACAGUUCUUAGGUAAAAAACAAGAAGAAAUUCAACACAUCGCUCUGCAUACCCUUGAAGGUCAUCAAAGAGCCAUAAUGGGAUCCAUGACAGUUGAAGAAAUAUAUAAAGAUCGCAAAAAAUUCAGUAAACAAGUAUUCGAAGUAGCAUCAUCCGAUUUAGUGAAUAUGGGAAUUACAGUAGUAUCAUAUACUUUGAAAGACAUACGAGACGAAGAGGGUUACCUUAAAAGUUUGGGUAUGGCUAGAACAGCGGAAGUAAAAAGAGAUGCCAGAAUCGGUGAAGCGGAAGCAAGAGCUGAAGCGCAAAUCAAAGAAGCAAUUGCCGAGGAACAAAGAAUGGCUUCAGUAUUUUUAAAUGAUACAGAAAUCGCUAAAGCCAAAAGAGAUUUCGAAUUGAAAAAAGCAGCAUACGACGUUGAAGUACAAACCAAAAACGCCGAAGCUGAAAUGGCUUACGAAUUGCAAGCUGCUAAAACCAAGCAAAGAAUUAAGGAAGAACAGAUGCAGAUUCAAGUAGUAGAAAGAACGCAACAGAUUGCAGUCCAAGAACAAGAAAUCGCUAGACGUGAACAAGAACUCGAAUCUACAGUUCGUAGACCAGCAGAAGCCGAAAAAUAUAGACUAGAGAGAAUCGCUGAGGCUAACCAUAAACGUGUACUUUUGGAAGCAGAAGCCGAAUCUGAAGCAAUGAGGCUUAAGGGUGAAGCUGAAGCUUUUGCCAUACAAGCGAAAGCUACCGCCGAGGCGGAACAGAUGGCUAAGAAAGCUGAAGCUUGGAAGGAAUAUAAAGAAGCUGCUAUGAUUGAUAUGUAUCUAGAUGUAUUACCAAAGGUCGCUGCCGAAGUUGCUGCACCUCUUUCUCAAGCUAAGAAGAUCACGAUGGUUUCUACUGGUACAGGUGAAGUUGGUGCCGCAAAACUUACUGGUGAAAUUCUUGAUAUAGUGAACAAAGUACCUCUGCUUGUGAAGAACAUGACGGGUGUUGACAUUUCGAAGUCUGUCCAUGCUGCUUAAACUUCAAAAGAAGAAAGAUGUAACAAUUCACUAUGUCAAUGUUUUUGAAAACCAAUAAGAUUUCAAGUUCUUGUUAAACAAGCUAAACUUUGUAAUCCAUUUUAAACCUUAUACCUAUCUCAAAUAUUCGAAUGUUAUGUUAAUGUUAUUUUAUUUUUAUGUUUUUAUUAUAAAUAUCCAAAGUUGCUUUUACAGGAAUCAGAUCUUAUUAUGUUUUUAUUAUUAUGUAUUUUGCAUGAGAAAAUACUAGGUUUCUAUUUUUGAAAUUAAUAAAUAACUCGAUAAGUCAUUUGACUAAGAAAAAAAGAUUUUUUUGCCAAAACCAUUCCAACGCUUCUCUACCUUCUCGUUGUCGUACCUGAAGCAGAAUUUGUAUUUUGCUUCAAAAUAGGCCUCAGUUUGUUUCAGCAAUUACUUUUUCAAUUGAGGCGAAUUUCUCACCGGCGAACGUGAGAGUGAAACUGAAACAUUGGUAGAUAGUAUAUAAAAAAUGUAUUCUAGAAAAUGGUUUGAAGAA
This is a messenger RNA of Diorhabda carinulata, 1973 nucleotides long. Its product is annotated as flotillin-1. Lineage: Eukaryota; Metazoa; Arthropoda; Insecta; Coleoptera; Chrysomelidae. Gene Ontology annotation, cellular component: plasma membrane. The transcript has 8 exons. The record is from RefSeq and is a predicted model, not a curated record. Gene Ontology annotation, biological process: regulation of receptor internalization; positive regulation of cell-cell adhesion mediated by cadherin; protein localization to plasma membrane. Bases 176 to 1456 code for a protein of 426 amino acids.